Messenger RNA from Neurospora hispaniola, 1138 nucleotides. RefSeq lists its product as uncharacterized. Bases 180 to 719 code for a protein of 179 amino acids. The record is from RefSeq and is a predicted model, not a curated record. Lineage: Eukaryota; Fungi; Ascomycota; Sordariomycetes; Sordariales; Sordariaceae. The transcript has a single exon.
ACAAAAGAGAGGAAAUCAACUCAGGCCCUUGAAAAAGAAAAAAAAGAAAGAAAGAAAGAAAGAAAGCUCCCUGCCACACUGGUCAGAAUAUGAAGAGCAAAAACAGGCCAACAGUCUAGCAAUACCGAAUUCUCAUCUUCACAUCUUUCCCAAUAGAGCAACUGUAUCAGGACAGCAAAAUGGCGACCAAAUUCACACCGAUCAACCAGCGCAAGAAGGCUGCAGAUAUCCGCCAUGUUCCUUCCGGAUUACCAGAUGUGUCGCCAGGCUCGCCGCCUAUGUCACCGCUUAGUCCGCCGCCGUCGUGGUUUAACGACGAGGACAUGGAAUGUCCUCACACUCCAAUCAGGACGCAAUCGGCUUCUCUGCUAGCGCCCUCUACCAGCUCACCCCUACGAUCGAAGAGUAACCACACCGAACGUUCCUCACCCUCGCCAUUGUUAGUGGGGCAAGGAUUGGCACCUUCAACGCUCCUGUUCCCACAUCUUCCAGCCCCCGCUCUUCAAAAGAAUGCCCGACCAACCGCUCGCAAGCGUGACUCUGAGGAACUCGGAACAGAAGAAGUAGAGCAUGGUCCAAAGGCUGCUCGCCGUAAAAGUCAAAAGACAUCCACACAAGACGAAGAAACCGCAUUGUUGACUCCAGUCAGCAACAUGAGCGAAAGCCCGCAACCCUCCGGCUUGUCAAAUACCGGCAGUGCUAUCCGAGCGACGAGAUAGCUUAUGUGAAGCACUGUCCUAUUUCAAGGCUUCCAAAGGUAGCCUUCAUUUCCGCAACGGCCUUGCUCGUGGCUCUCUAGUCGAUCUAAGAUGCAGUGUCAGGGACGUCCCUGGAGGUCAAUUUACUAUCUCAUGACUGUGAGUCUGCAAGAUAACGUGCAUCCAUCAAUUUCGUAUCACUACCCGAUUCUUUCAAAAGCUGCGAAGGCAGUGAGAGGGAUACUGUCACAAACAUGAGAUAUUCGACGCAAAAAAAAGAACAGCUCAGAAAAAAAGGAAAAAGAAUGGAACAAUGGUCACGCAGAAUCCCCAUUACCCGCACAGCCACAUUCUCGGUAGUUUACCAUUUGCCGAUUAUCGUACCGUAGUUGCGUCGCAUCGCCGUUGUCUUGGUGUAUACAUGUUCCUUAGUCCAGAGG